Menidia menidia (Atlantic silverside) is the source of this 1437-nucleotide messenger RNA. Lineage: Eukaryota; Metazoa; Chordata; Actinopteri; Atheriniformes; Atherinopsidae. The record is from the annotation of a GenBank genome assembly.
AUGGAUGCGUCGUCAUCCUCGAUCCAGUACGGAUCAAAAAAGCGGGUUAAGAUUCACCCGAACACAGUGACAGUGAAAUACGCCACCCACUUCCCCCAGCCCGGUGAUGAAGGGUAUGACGAUGCGCCCUCUUUUGAGGAAUUCGGUGCCUUUGCGGAGGCAAAUGUCGGGAAAAGGCUGGUGUCGGACACCAAAGGUGGACGAACUUUUUUCGGAACGAUGGAGACCCAACCAAAGCAACCAAGUGUGCAAAGAGACAAGGGGGUCGAGGGUCAGCUGGCAAGCUUUGGAGAGGCGAAUGUGCUGGCGUCCAGAGUGACCUGGAUGGCACUUUUCGGGGCAGCGGUGGCUCACGGUUGUGUGGCGCUGAUUACUCGUCUGGCAGCAGACCGCUCUAAGGUUCCGUCCCUCGAGCUUCUCUUCAUCCGCUCUGUGAUUCAAGUGCUGUCCAUCCUGGUGGUCUUCUACUACCACGAGGCCCCCUUUGGCCCUAAGGGCUACCGGCUCCGUCUCUUCUUCUAUGGUGUCUGCAACGUUAUCUCAAUCACCUGCGCCUACACGUCCUUUGCCAUAGUCCCCCCCAGCAAUGGCACCAUCAUGUGGCGGGCCUCCACCACCGUCUUCAGUGCGAUACUGGCCUUUCUGCUGUUGGAUGAGCGGCUGGGCUACACCGAUGUGGUCACAGUGGUGGGAAGCGUGUUCGGUUUGUGCCUGGUCAUGGUGCCAAAUGUAGCGGAUGAGGAAAAGUCCAGGCUGGGGUUUUGGAAGGAGGCCUUUGGCUACACAAUGACAGUGAUGGCCGGCUUGACCGCUGCUCUCUCUAUGAUUGUUUACAGAGCCAUCAAGGAGCGCGUCAGUAUGUGGACGGCACUUUUUACCUUCGGCUGGACUGGCACCGUGUGGGGUGCCUCCACCAUGUUCGUCAUGCAGGAGCCCAUCAUUCCUCUAGACGGGGAGACCUGGGGCUAUUUAAUUGGGAUCUGUAUCUGCUCUACGGUGGCGUUCCUCGGAGUUUACUACGCUCUAAAUAAGUUUCAUCCGGCCUUAGUUAGCACCGUACAGCACCUCGAAAUCGUGGUUGCCAUGUUUCUGCAGCUCAUUGUGCUGAGGAUGGUCCCGUCUGUGUACGACGUCAUUGGGGGCCUGGUCAUCAUGGUCAGUGUGUUUACUCUGACAGGAGUCAAGCUGUACAGGCUGGACUGCCAAGUCUCCCAUGACCCUUUGCUGCUAGGCUGCCGUUUUGUUAUGAGAGAAUCCAGGACGGUGGGGAUGGGAUGCAGUCUCAUGGGCUUUGCGCCGGUGCGGCUCGCUGCUGAAAAAGAGCACGAGCGCCGACUCGCUGCUCCGCCGCCGUCCUCCGGCCACAGCCCUGCGGCUGAAAUGAAAGUUUUGCUGCGAGUUGGUGGAAGCGCGGCCGUGCCAGAGGGGCUGAGUUAG